GUGAAUCGGCUAUUUUUUUUUGGAUCACCAUGGCUCCGAAAACAAAAUCCACGGAAAAAGCAGCGGGUAAGUCCGGCGAGAAGAAGACAACGGAGAAAAAGGCCGAGAAGAAGCCAGCUACCGCUGCUUCUGCCUCCAAAGUGACCAAGCCAUCCGAGAAAAAGGCAGCACCAGCUCCAGAAGCAGCUAAGAAAGUAGCACAAGCAGCUGCCAAAUCGGCACCCAAAACAGUAUCGAAACCCGUAGCCAAACCUGCUGCUAAGCCUGCGACCAAGCCUGCGGCCAAAACUGUAGCCUCCAAGCCUAAGAAAAAUGUUCAGGCUCAAAAGAAGACCCCGAAGGGAGGCAAACCUGCUCAACCUGUGCAGAAGGCUCUCAAGGCUCAGAAAAAGAUCCUAAAGGGUACUCAAGGAUCUAGAGUCAGGAAAAUCAGGACAUCGGUCCACUUCCAUCGACCCAAGACCUUUAGGCCUCCAAGGAACCCAAAGUACCCGAGAAAAUCAGUUCCAAGUAGGAGCCGUAUGGAUGCCGUAAACAUAAUCAAAUACCCGUUGACUACUGAGGCAUCAAUGAAAAAAAUUGAAGACAAUAAUACAUUGGUCUUCAUUGUGCAUACCGGUGCAAAUAAAUUUCAUAUAAAAUCGUCUGUUAAGAAAUUGUAUAACGUUGAUGUUUUGAAAGUCAACACACUCAUCAGGCCCGAUGGUAAAAAGAAGGCCUAUGUACGUUUGACAAGAGACUACGAUGCUCUUGAUGUUGCCAAUAAAAUCGGCAUUAUAUAAUUUAUUUGACUAGCAUAAGUGAUUUGAUAAUUUAAUAGUAUAAUAGCUUUAUCGAUCCUAGGUUGAUUUAAUCUUUUGGAUAAUUUCGAUAUGUCUUCAAAUGAGUAAAAUUCAUUCAUUUUUGUUAAAAAAUAGGUGCAAGUUCUAUUGUAAUUCACUAAUGAAUAUUUAUGUAUAUACUUCAUUUUAAACAGCGUACAGCAUGACUUAUUGGUGCCGAUUAGAAUCUCCAAGUUGGCAUAUAAAAGAUUGAAAUAACAUAAUAAAUAACAAAAAAAUAUAAAAGAAGGAAAGCGCACUGAAGAACAACACUAGUUUUUUACCUUAAAAAAUGAUGUAUAGCCUAUCAUCCAAUAUUGUAAUUGAUUUAUGCUAAAAAAGAGCGUGAAAUUUUCAAUAUUCCUAUACUUUAAAAUACGUAUAUUAUUAUCUAGAACUGUACUUAAGCAUUACAUACUCAAUGAAUACAAUUAAUAUCGUCUAGCGUUGUACGUUGCCUCUAUGAAAAUACCUAUAAAUAUUCUUCCAAUUUAACAAAUUGAAUAUUGUGAUAAUUAGUAUCAAUCGCUCGCAUACUUCUUAAUUUACAAUGUGAAAAAAGUAAAACUGCUAAAAUAUAAAUCUCACACUCCUAGAUAUUAAAUAAAAUUAUUUCAAAGUAUAUGAAAAUUCAAAAUUUUCAGAUAUUUUUAGUAUCAAUCAAUCACAAUGUUGACAAAUUAUCAUUUUUUUAAUAUACAGGCUCAUCAGUUAAUCUCGCAUGAUUACGUAGUCAAAAUUAUGUUCAAAAAUAUACUCUUUUCGUUACACAUGAAAAUUUAAAAUA
Phymastichus coffea is the source of this 1608-nucleotide messenger RNA. Its product is annotated as large ribosomal subunit protein uL23-like. Gene Ontology annotation, molecular function: rRNA binding; structural constituent of ribosome. The record is from RefSeq and is a predicted model, not a curated record. The coding region runs from base 30 to 782 and encodes 250 amino acids. The transcript has 4 exons. Gene Ontology annotation, cellular component: ribosome; cytosolic large ribosomal subunit. Lineage: Eukaryota; Metazoa; Arthropoda; Insecta; Hymenoptera; Eulophidae. Gene Ontology annotation, biological process: ribosomal large subunit assembly; translation.